AUGCACGAUGCCGCCAAGGAAUUGGAAAAGCUUUCUUUGGGCGUUGUCGAGGGGGCUAUGUUGGAUUGCCACUGGUUCGAACCUCAUGCUUUCAAAGCAACCCUUUCGCCCAGCGCCCCUUCGGCUCAGGGCACACCCCACCAUGGAGCAGCAAGUGAAUUGAAGCUGGUGUCGUUGGAGGGUGAAGAAGCAAAACGCUUCAGAACAGCUAGGGGGUAUCAAGCUCUUUACAGUGCUGCAGCGCAGCUUUGGAGAGAAGGUGUUGACAUGAGCCGCGCAAUUCAAAUAGUUUCAAAGGCAGCGACGCCGCCCAAGAAAAGACCAGCGCCUGGAACCGGCGCGGAGCCGAAGGCGAAAGCCAAGAAGGGUGAGCUCCCACCCCUACCGCCAGAUCACAGGUCAAUGCCCCAUAUGCAGCUCUUGGAUGAGUCAUACUGCAUGGCGACCGAUUUCAAUGGGCCUAAGCUGGCUGUUCACCUACGACCCUGGCAGAUUCCACACCGCGCAGAUUUUGGUCUGCGUGGGACGUCGGACAUUGCCAGAUACCUAGUGUUCCAGGGUGCACCUGCGCAUGUUGUGGUUUUCCAUUUCUCCAUUGAGGAAGUGCAGCAUCAGCUGAUGCAGCUGAUAUGCCUAAAUGGCCUGCAAACCAACCCAGAUUGUCCUGGGUGUGAACGCGUUGUAGGCACAUGGCUUCAAAAGGAAUGGCUACAGCUUCCUCGUGAGGAGAUUGAGGCCUCUGACUUCAACGCACCACCCGAGCUUUUGGGACCAGAGAAGAUCUUCACGCUCAAGGGCUGGAAUCGCUCAGCCCAGGAAUCCGCUGCCACCUUCGCAACCGCAUACGCACUUGGAAAGCAUGAAGCAGCCGCCACCAUGAACCUGAUGCGGCGCAUACUGAGCGACAUCAAGGAAGGAUUGACCUUGUUGGUGAGGUUUGAAAAGCGCCACGCAGACGCUGACUUGUUGGCGAUGCUCGAUGGGGGAGUACCACCACCCGACCUCUCGAAAGUGAGCGUCUUCGCAGUGCAUCUUUCCAAAUUCUCGACAGAGGUGGAGAAGCGGAACCUCGAAAAGGCUCAACAGCUUCUCGGCCUAAGACUGGGCAGGGGAUCAAUGGAUGUGAAGUACCUCUCAGACCGCUACGACACAGGCAAGGCUGCAGUGGACAAGCUCCUGGCCGAGAAGCAUCGCGUUGCGCGGCAUUCUUCGACCUGCAUGGGGCAUACUGCCAUAGUGCAAAUGCAGGGUGACAUGGGCCCGGAUGGGUUGACCGUCUUGAUUGCAGAUGCAACCUUGUGGCCAACGCGUGCGUUGUCAAUCGACGAAGAGCUCCAAGUGGCGCAGAGCGUGACCUCUGGGAACCCUAAAUCAAUAUCCUUUUGGUUCCUGCCACAAUGGCCCAGCAGCGCGGGCAAGGUUGCAGUGCUGAAGAAUCGACGACUGCUAGAAGAUAAAGUGGUGGGGAAUCUGGGGUGCUUGGCAGGGGUGGCUCCUGGCAUGACGGAAGUCCCAUGGGCUCGCAGCAAGGCCUUGGCGGGGGCCAUCGACGAUGUGGAUCGGGCGAGGGUGAGCGAGCUGAGCAACCCGGAGCCCGACAAGCCAUUAGCGCCCCACUGGCGAGCUGCUGGGCCGAAGGCUCGUGCUUCAGAGCCCUUCUCAGAGGUGGUGGACAACGAGCUGAAGUUGGAAGCUUUUGCACCGCUCGCCCGAGAACCCUCCGUUGAAGUCGCCUUCACCAAGUCGGGCAAUUUGUGGCUUGUGAACCGUGGGGUGGCAGCUGUCAACCUCACCCAUGGUGAACUGUUUGGCUUUAACGUGGGCGCAUAUGUGGAAGUGCCGGCAGGACAAGUGACCAAAGAGGAUUCGUCGGUCCUCAUCCUGGUCAAGACCUCGGUGGGCGAUGCGGGCACACAAGUCACUCAGAAAGAUACAACGACCUUGGCAGACCUACUGUGCUCCGUGGCCAGAACUCGUGGAGUUACAGAAGCUCGUGUGAUCGAUCAUUCUUUGAAUGGCAUGGUGAAGGCGGGGCCUGAUGGUGACCAGAUCCCGCUCAAAUUUCGCUAUGAAGUCCAGCCGGAUACCAAAAUCAACGCCUUCAAGCCGAAGCCAUUAGCAGAUAACUCAGGCUUGCGCGCUGGUCAGUUUGGAGGCAUCUUCCAUGACCGGAUCUUGCAAAUCCCAACUGCGCCUCAUUGCGACAUCGUCUGGGAGGCGGGUCAGAAACUCAAAAGAUGGAAUCCAACGAAUGUCCAAACACCAGGGGUCAACCCUCACACUUCAUGUCCAAUAGUGUCCAAUCCUGGGAGGUGA
Molecule: messenger RNA, 2316 nt
Organism: Durusdinium trenchii
Lineage: Eukaryota; Dinophyceae; Suessiales; Symbiodiniaceae
Source: the annotation of a GenBank genome assembly